UAAACCUUCUUCAAGGAGACAAAUCAAUGAUAAUAGUUGCGAACUUUGUGGUUUGUUGACGCUUGUGUUUACAAAAUAACGGCAAGAUUACUUUGAUGGUUCAGAUUGAAGUGUAGUUUUUUAUUGAAUCUUUAAUUUUAGCUAAAUGACUAUAAUGAAAAGUGAAGAGAAGGUUGGCAUGUUAGAAGACGAAGCUUUUAAAAGGAAAGAACGUUUAAAAGCCUUGAAACGCAAACAUGAUAAUGUCCCUCAGAAAGAAGAUUUAGAUAAUGUGAACAAAUCGGAUCUAACGCUUCCAAGGCCCAAGUUCCGCAGCUACCGGCCGGCGGACGAGGCGCUGCAAGGGGACGUGGUGGAGGACGCCGAGCCGGGGGACGUGGCCGGCGAGGUGAAGGCCCAGCUGGAGGCGGCUCACUCCCGGGUCGUCAUCGAGCAGCUGGACAUCAGCAACCUGGCGCCGCGCAAGCUGGACUGGGACCUGAAGCGGGACGUGGCGCGCAAGCUGGAGCGCCUGGAGCGCCGCACGCAGAGGGCCAUCGCGGAGCUGAUCCGGGAGCGGCUGCGCAGCGGCCAGGAGGACCUGGGCACGGCCGUGAGCGCGGGCGCCAGCGCCGCCCGGGAGCUGGAUGUGGACGAGGACUGAGCCGUCCUCUCUCGCUUCAUGUGUCUGACUCAGGGGCAUAGCCAAGGGUUCAAACUCCCCCUCUUAGCAACAAAUCUUUAAUUAAUUUCUUUUUCAUCACUCAAACGAAUUUCAUAUUAAAAUUAAUAAAAAAAAUUUUACCAUUACAAUAUUUAAAUUUAAGUACUAAAAACUGCUAAAAUAGCACUAUUUUAUACCUUAAAAUCUAAAAAAUUUCUCGGGGGAGGACCCCCCGACACCCCCCCGCUUUAAUACGGGAAGGGGGGGGCAUGCUUCUUAACACCCCCUCCCCCAUACACAAAUCCUGGCUACGCCACUGGUCUGGCUUAACAGCACGAGUACACCACAUGACUGCAAAGUUUUCAUGGGUCUGCUGUUGUAAUUUAUAGAUACAGUAAGUCCUCUAUUUACGUCGUACCGAUUUACGUCGUUUCGGAUUAACGUCGCUAAUGUUUGAGUACUCAUGUUUCAAUUUAAGUUGUCGCCGAUUCACAAUAACGUCGUUUACAAUGACCGUAAAUCUUUAUUUUAACCAAAACACCGUAUAUAAUUCGUUUAUAAUUCUUUGUUUCCUUCGGUAGUUAAUUUAUGCUAUGUAGCGUAAGCUACACGUUCACCGCCUUAUCUUAUCAUACAUCAUGAGGGACGCUUCCUGCUCUCCGCGCGGUGAUGCAAUACUACCAGCCCGCCCGCUCGGCCACCCACGUAUCUCGCACGUAGAAGUGUUAUCUACUUCCCGCAACGACACAGCAUUUUCUCCUACCCCUUUUCGUCCAACUCCUUGGCACUUCAGUAGAGGUGUAAAAGUAACUAAAAAAAGUGUACCCGUAUGUAUUCGUUACUAUAACAAUUAGUACUCGUUACUAUCGUAUCGUUACUCGUUACUUCUGAUACCGCAUAACAUGCUAUGUUAUGUAACAGCAACGAAUCGAGUCGUAUUUCGUACGCGUAUAGUAUGACGUCGCGUAAAUAAUAAUAAACCGAAUAUAAACAAUGAAAAGUAUUUGAUAAUUAACAGCUUUUGUUAACCAAGAAACAAUAAAAUCUCAUUAGAGCAGCUUUAUUAUAUCUCUUUUAAGAUAAGAACAAUAAACGUGAAAAUACGCGAUAAUAAAAAACAAAAA
Messenger RNA from Bacillus rossius redtenbacheri, 1767 nucleotides. RefSeq names its product coiled-coil domain-containing protein 12. NCBI's taxonomy places the organism in Eukaryota, Metazoa, Arthropoda, Insecta, Phasmatodea, Bacillidae. The record is from RefSeq and is a predicted model, not a curated record. Bases 146 to 643 code for a protein of 165 amino acids. The transcript is spliced from 3 exons. Gene Ontology annotation, cellular component: U2-type spliceosomal complex; post-mRNA release spliceosomal complex.